CCUUUGCUAUCCAUCGCAAAUUUUCUUAAGUUUUAUUGUUUAUAGUGGCAGUAACGGACUAAACAGCAGAAGCCGUCUAAUUGCACGAUCGGUUGGCAGUUUGCACAGCGCUCCGGAUCGCAACGAUUCAUUCAGUAGCGGUAUUGCUUUAUGUCAAACUUAUACAUUUGGAGCAAGAACCGGGCGAAGUUUAGCGAAGACAAUCGAUAGCCUGAAGAAAGCUAGGUUGUAUAAUGAAGAGACACUAACAAAUAACUGUUUCUACAGCAAUUCGGAUCUUUCCCGUUUUGGCGUGGACGAAAGAGCCGAGUGUGUUUUUGGCACCGAAAACGACGCUGCUGAGCCUUCUUCGUCGUUAGCUUUUGCAACACGCAACCAAAAAGGCAAAGGCGCAGUGCAAAAGAGAGUUGAGCGAUAUCAACCGCGGAGUCGGAUAUCGCGCGAAACGACCAGUGGUGAAAGCGAUAGUAACAGCUCGGAAGUAAACGGCUCACCACUGCUGCGAGCGGGUGGAAUUCUUGGACAGCAACAGUUCACCACGCGCCGUUAUCUUUCAAGCGUUAACGGCUCCAACAGGAGCGUAUCUUGUAUUGAAACAAUGCCGCGUCCUGGAGUUCUUCAAACACGUCGUGUUUUCGAGCAACAGCAGCAACAACAGCUGCUGCAGCAGCAGCAACAGCGGCAUAGCUUAUCAAAUACUCCACGCCGAGUACCAAGUUAUUUAGCGCAAAAGCUCGCUAGGUUUGUAUUUCUGCUAGAUUUUCUGCUGCCGGCUUCUUGAGG
Gongylonema pulchrum is the source of this 783-nucleotide messenger RNA. The record is from the annotation of a GenBank genome assembly. Lineage: Eukaryota; Metazoa; Nematoda; Chromadorea; Rhabditida; Gongylonematidae.